Messenger RNA from Lingula anatina, 741 nucleotides. RefSeq lists its product as uncharacterized. The record is from RefSeq and is a predicted model, not a curated record. NCBI's taxonomy places the organism in Eukaryota, Metazoa, Brachiopoda, Lingulata, Lingulida, Lingulidae.
AUGACCUCCAGAUUCAUUAACCCACCAAUCGAGGGAAGACAUCUGAAGUUUGUAUUCCAGAAUCAAGAAAUGCGUUUGGAUUUCCCUGCGUCGAUUUCUGGCCAAGCUAUCUGUGAUAUGCCGUCUAAUGCAACAGUUACGGCGUCUGCACCGGCGAAGUGUGUCAUUGUUGGGGAUCCCCACGUCACAAACUUAGAUGGCAAACAACAAUUACUGAAUGCGGUGUGCAGGGUUAUUUUAUCAGAGACUUGUGUGCCUACCAAACCUGGCGAAGCGCCUCUCCAACCGUUCUCAGUUACCGGAAGAAACAGACCUAUUAAGCCAGGCAGCUCCAGAACAUACAUAGAGGAACUCACAUUUAAAAUGUUUGCUACCACUGCUGAUAUUAAUGUCAACGGAGAUGUGAAGGUAAAUGGCGUGAAUCGGACAGCGACAACCGCCCGUGUAUACAUUGGCAAUGGCUUGCAGCUCUAUCUCGCCAGUUUAACUAGAGGAAACCAUCAACACCCUGCCGUUUUUGUUGAGGCCCCCAAUGGUCUGAAGGUUGCCCUUACCGUUCCUGAGGGGGGAAACUUUAAGCCAGGACAUCAUGCCGAAAUAACUACCCCUGCGGAAUAUGCAGGCAAGCUUUGUGGGGUUUGUGGAAAUUUCAAUGGUGAUCCGAAUGACGAUGACGAGGCUUGUUACGGACAAUCUCCAGCAGACUGCGACAUAUGGCAUCCAUCGGAUGGAUCAAAGUAA